Molecule: messenger RNA, 131 nt
Organism: Funneliformis mosseae
Lineage: Eukaryota; Fungi; Glomeromycota; Glomeromycetes; Glomerales; Glomeraceae
Source: the annotation of a GenBank genome assembly
AUGACAAGCAAUAAUACUAGUACUAUGAAUCCCGUGUUUAGAAAUGAAAAAGAGAGUGAAAUGAAUGAAAGGAGGCGUAAAAAUUAUGGAACAUGUGAGCAUUGCAAUGGUCCGAAUACUGCGCACGCAUG